AAUUUAUUUUAAUCGUACACGCACACAUGCUCAGUAGUCUGCCACAACGAAAUAUUCCCAAAAUUUCCAGUUUUUAAGCAAAAUGUUUGACUUGUCGCAAAAUGUGGAGAAAGCGGCCAUUGAGCCGAGCCUGCCGAAGGUUGCUUUGGGCGAGUAUCGUGGCGGUAAUCAGCUGCCCAUAUGGGACAUAGCCGAGAAGGACUUUCAAAUGAAGAAACAGGAUUCGCUGGUGCCACUGGUGCUGCAGUUUUGGGAGGAAAAUGAUGCCACUGAUCUGGUGCUGAAACUGGGCACAAAGCAGAUAUGCGUUAAUCGGCUGCGUUUCAUGUGCCAAUCGAAGUUCAUCAAGGACAAUCUGACGGGUGGACAGCGUGAGUUGGUAUUACCCGAGGAUCGGGUGCCGGCUGAGGGACUGGUGCGCGUUUGCGAUUGGAUAAAUAAGCCCGAUCCGAAGCUGGAGCGCAGGCAUAUAAUGCAAGUGCUGGCGGCAGCCAUAUACCUCGAGAUCGAGCCGCUGGUCAAGCAGGUGUGGUUCUGUCUGGAUCUCGUUGACGAUUUUCGCGAGGAUCAGGCCUUUGUGGUAUCCUUUGAGGCGCUGAACCUGGGCAAUAAGCUGCCCUUGCUGGGCCUAGACACCACCAUGCUGCUUCGCAUUCAAUGCUUCUUUCUCACCCUGGUCGCCAGCGUUGAGUUUGUGAAACUGCCGCUGCAGCAUGUCCGUUGCCUGCUCAGCUCUGAGAAUGUGGCGGUCAACAGCGAGAAGGAGAUCUUCUUUUCCGCCGUGCGCUGGCUCAACCACGACUGGGCGGCACGGGCUAAACACACCUUGGAGAUCAUGGAGACGGUGCGUCUUCUGUUGCUGCCCCGCACAUUUAUCAUGGAGCUGCAGGCGCCCACAGACGAGCCCUCGCUCAAUUGCAUCAUCGAGAUGGUCGAAUUCCAGCAGAUCAUCUACGAAGCCUACUCGGCCUACACCAUGUUGAUCUUCAACGAUGGCUCCGAGCUAUUUGGACAGCUAUACGAUAUAUUUAAGGUAGAGGUGCCUGUGCGACGGCCUUUCAUUUGCCACAAAGAGUGCACCUAUCACAGGGCACAUCCCGACGAUCCAUCUGAUGAUUUUACGUACAAACAUUUUCUAUGUUAUUUGCGUUUGCUGCAAACCAGCGGCGCAUAUACCUGGAAGGGCCUGCAGGUGCAGCAUAUUACCUGCCCCUAUAAGCCGCUCUGAAAUCUAGACUACCAUUUUCUGCUAAGUGCAGCAAGACAAUUUGCAUGUUUCUCUUCAAUCUUGAGAAAUUUUAUAAUAUAGAAUAUAAGCGAUUAUUUGUAUGACUUUUUA
Molecule: messenger RNA, 1339 nt
Organism: Drosophila virilis
Lineage: Eukaryota; Metazoa; Arthropoda; Insecta; Diptera; Drosophilidae
Product: kelch-like protein 26
Molecular function (GO): protein binding
Source: RefSeq, a predicted model, not a curated record